Molecule: messenger RNA, 1152 nt
Organism: Stereum hirsutum FP-91666 SS1
Lineage: Eukaryota; Fungi; Basidiomycota; Agaricomycetes; Russulales; Stereaceae
Product: WD40 repeat-like protein
Exons: 6
Coding region: 1-1152 (383 amino acids)
Molecular function (GO): protein binding
Source: RefSeq, a predicted model, not a curated record
AUGAAUCUCAGCCUAAGAUUGCGCUCGUCGAGGUAUAAGCUGGUCUGCAAGAUGAAAGGCCACCAUGACGCAGUGACGGUGUUAGCUAUCUCAGAGCACGGUGUGCUUGCUAGUGGUGCUCUUGAUGGCAUAAGGCUCUGGUCGUUGCCUGAAGGAACAACGAUUCCCAUCCCUCAUCUGGGUCCGGCCACGCGUGGCGCCAUCUCCGCUCUGACUUGGGUCACUUUGGGCGAAAGCGACAAUGACCUCUUGAUAUUUGGGACGACAUCCGGGUUUGUGGGGAUCUGGCUUAGAACGGAUGGUCGUGGCGCCGUAGACGUUGUCGAGGAAGUAGUUAUCAUGAAGAUCGGACAGGGGGAGGAGAUUACCGGUCUGACAACAGUAAAGGACGCUACCGGUGGAUGUAUUGUUGCUCUCUGUACCUUGGGCGGAAUCCUUCAGCUUUGGGUUGUGGAUGCCGCAGCUCAUAUGACCUCCCUCUUCUCGAAACAAUUGGACAUCGUCCCGAAGACAGUGAGCUUCAGCAGCACCCGAGACCGGCUCGUAGUCUUUGGUUCGCGCUGCGGGACCGUUCUGACCCUAGAUGGCGUCUCAGGAGCUCUUAUAUCUCGGCAGACGACAAGGCGAGCUGCCAUUGCAGGUGUUGCCGUGGACCAUAGCAAGGAUAUGUUCUUGAUGGACAAUACCUGGGAUGGUUUCGACCUUUUCUCAAUGUCGACUUGUCGUUGGACGCGGAGUUUCCGUACGAAGGAUUCUCCAUUGCAAUCUUCAAAACAGGUCACUUUUGCUGAAUGUGGAGAUGUCGUUGUUGGGGGUGAUGACGAAGGCAACUUUCACGUAUACACUACUGCCGAAGGAUCCCUCCUGGAUGUGCUUCAUCAGAAUCGACCGGGAAUGAUACAGACAGUCACGUCUCAUUGGACCAACGGCCGAUCUUGGAUUGUCGUGGCCAGUUCUAACGUAGGCAGAAGAAGUACGAUCUGCCUGUGGAGUCAUCAUGGGGAGGCCGCAGCUCAUAUUAGCUCUGAACCCUCCACGGAAUCUCCCGCUGUUGGAGACGGUAUUUUGCGUUGGGUAAUGAUACUUGCGGCUGUUGCGUUCGUCGUUCAGAAUUCGUCUUUGGUAAAGUCUCCCUCGAGUAUCCUAUUAUAA